UUGCUCAAUAAGUUUUUGGUUGGAAAAAAAUCGUCGAAUUCGGCUUUAUAUUCGAAAAAAUGGAAAGAAAAUUUUUCGCGUCGGCCUACAUGGUGUGACGCUGAUAUGGCUUUACAACAAAUUAAUCAAGGUGCAGCAACGGGUAAUCGAACUGCCUUAUAUUCGCGUUCAUUUUUUCAAUAUCUUCUAUUUAAUUUGGGUACGUUUGUACAAGAAUGGGCAUAUACAGUUAUUAUCAUAUCAUUACUAUCUUAUCUGAUAUGUGCAUUUGGUUUACAGAAUGUUCGUAUUGAAACUGAUAUCGUUAAAUUAUGGGUAUCUGAAGGUGGACGACUCGAUGAAGAACUUAAUUUUCUUUCACGAAUUAAACAAAGUGAAUUAAAUUUUAUUUCUCGAAAUAAGCGCCUUACAAAUGAAACACUUUGUACGUUAAACGCUGCCAUCAAACCCGUGAAUAUGAAACUCGAUAAUGAAAACUUUCAAGUGCCUAAAGAAAAUGGUCUAGGUGGCGGAUUUCAGGUUGUUAUACAAACGACUGAGGUCAAAGGUUUCAAUGUUUUAAACAAAAUUUCACUGUUAAAGCAUGUUGAUUUGAUGCAAGAAAUUGCUAAUAUUAAAGUUGAAAUGUUUGGCGAAAAUUGGACUUUAUCGGAUAUUUGCUUUAAACCUCCUGCUCCAAAGUUUGGUACAGGUCCUUUAAGUGGUACUGUUUCUGCACUCUUAGAUCGCAUUAUUCCGUGUAUAUGGAUUACGCCAAUCGAUUGCUUUUGGGAAGGAUCGAAACCACUCGGACCUCAUCCGCCUCUCAAUCUUGGGUCUGAUAUUCAAAGUUUUAUACCAAGUAUACCCAAAGGCGAUAUAUCAUGGAAAAAUUUGGAUCCGUUUGCAGUUGUCAAUGAUAUCGAAGCAAUUUUUGAUAUUGGAACUAUUAAAAAUUUUUUUGAAAGAUCAGGUAUUGGAGGUGCUUAUACCGAUCGCUGGUGUAUUGAUCCGCUUGAUCCUGAAUGCCCAUUAACAGCGCCAAAUGGCUUCGAUCGAUGUGCAGCUUUGAAAAAAUUUAUACAGUGGAACCUAGCAAAACCUAUGGACCAACAAAUUCAACUCGAUAUUGAUUUACUUUCGGGAGAAGUUAAUAUACUUGAUGAUGAAUCGUUUUUUCAUAAAUUAUUCGGUAAUUUUUUCAUAGAUUUUUUUUUUCAUAGACUAUUAAAUUUUUUGAAAACUUCUUUUUCUAGUCUGCUCAAAUGGAUGAAUAAUAAUAGAAGAUUGUGGGAACAAUUUUUAUCUCCUGAUGAACUGCCCGUGUUUCCUGAUUAUGGUCAACUCAUGACUGGCGGAUGUCAUGGUUUUGCAAAAAAUACAAUGAAAUGGCCAGAAGAUUUAAUAAUUGGUGGAGUAAAGCACGAAAAUUACAAAUUAAUUAGUGCAGAAGCUUUUCAGAGUGUUUUUCUUGUCGCUUCUGGUCAAGAUGUUUAUCUUCGUUUUAAGGAUUUGAAGCCGGACGUUAAGCCGAAUUUGGAUUUAAUUUCUUGGAGUCCGAGUAAAGCUAAUGAAGUUGUGGCAGCUUGGCAGCGAAAUUUUACUGAAAAGCUAUAUAAUCAUAAAUGGAAUGAUGAGAAAAAAAAUAUACGCUUGGUUCAUCCACUGGCAGCCACAUCAAUUGAAGAUAUGUUGAAAGAAUUCAGCCAGUUUAAAUUUUUCGUAAUCUUCGUUGGCUAUCUUCUUAUGUGCAUAUAUGCUGGUUGGUCACAACUGAAAUGGGAUGGCUGGUGGUUUGCUGUAGAUUCAUGUGUUGAAUUAAGCAUUCUUGGCGUGUUGCUUGUUACUUAUGCUAGUAUAUCUGGACUUGGAUUGUCAACUUGGUUAGAUAUACAGUUCAAUGCAGCUACCACACAGAUUGUGCCUUUUUUGACGCUUGGCCUUGGUGUUGACGAUAUGUUUUUGCUUUUAUAUAACUAUAACGAGUUAAUGGAUAAGGUCAAGGAUCACGAAAUUGGUGUUUUGAUGAAAGAGACUGGAAUGAGUAUUGUUAUUACUUCAACAAAUAAUAUCAUAGCAUUCAUGGCUGGAACGGUUUUACCAAUUCCUGCUUUAAGAUCAUUUUGUUCUCAGUCCGCAAUAUUAUUAUCGUUUAAUCUGGUCGCUAUAAUGGUUAUCUAUCCAGCUUUCAUAGCAGUCGAUCUUCGUCGGCGAAAAUUGAGUGAUGAAAUUAUGGCGAUUAGUAAUGGAACAAAAGCUAUGAGUGAUUUUUCAUUUUCUUCUCAUGUAUAUCCGGGUCCACCAUCAGUUCAUCCUAUUAUUAAUGGGAAGCCUCUUAUCGAUAAGAAGAAUGAUGUCGAAUGGUAUACAUUAAAUGGAUUCCUUCACCAUUAUUAUAUUCCUUUUUUACAAAAAAGAUCUACCAAGAUGUUGGUAUUAAUUAUGUGUUCAUCUAUGUUUCUAUUCGGAUGUAUCGGGUUAUAUCAUUCGACUCUUGGGCUUGAACUUUCCGAUGUUUUGCCGGAGGGCACUGCACCUGCAGCUUUUCUGCGUGCUCGAGAACGAUACUUUAGUUUCUAUCCAAUGUAUGCUAUACUAAAAGGACCAAAUAUAGAUUAUCCACAGAAACAAGAAUUAAUCGAGCAAUAUCGUUUAGACAUUGCUAAAUCCGAUUUUGUCAUCAAAGUGGACGGUCUUCCAAGUGAGCAGUAUUGGUUAUCUUUAUUACGGGCAUGGUUAAUUUCUCUUCAAGUGCAUUUAGAUAAUGCUUUAAAAAAAGGAGAAAUUGAUAAAUUGACGGGUAAUAUUAUAAACAGUAGUGACACAUCAGUGGAGGUUAAUAUUGCGCGACUUUUAACUUGUUCUGUUGGAAGAGUAUUUAAUUGUUCAGACAGAAUCGGCAAAGUUCGACUUGUUGACCAUAAUGGCGUCAUAAAUCGCGAGGGAUUUUAUAAUUAUUUGACUGGGUGGUAUAACAUUGACAAUAUGAUGUACUAUGUAUCUCAAGCAUCGUUUUAUCCGAUACCGCCAUCAUGGAGCUAUAGCGAUAAUUUGGUGCCUCCAGCAGAACCGCCUGCAUAUAGUCAAAUUCCAUUUUAUCUUACGAAACUUGUUGAUACGCCUAUAAUUGUGGACAUGAUCACAGAAAUCAGAAGCAUAUGUGAGCGAUAUAACGAAAUCGGUUUACCCAAUUUUCCAUCUGGCUUGCCGUGGCAUUUGUUCCUUGCUAUUUGCGUAAUCGCAUCAUCAGUAUUUAUUGUAAUAUCGAUGCUAAUUUUUAAUCCCUGGGCAGCAUUUAUGGUAAUGGUCGUUGUAGUUUCAAUGACUGUUGAAUUAGCAGGAUUUAUGGGACUCGCGGGAGUUAAAUUAAAUCCAGUCAGCGCUGUUACUCUUAUUACUGCUGUAGGCAUCGGCGUCGAAUUCACUGCACAUGUUGUCUUAGCGUUUCUGACAUCUUUAGGAACUAAAAAUGAACGCAUGGCAUCAUGCUUAGAUCAUAUGUUCAUUCCAGUAAUACAUGGAGGCCUCUCAACUUUGUUAGGAAUUUUGAUGCUUGCUUUCUCAGAGUUUGAAUUUGUUGUCAAAUAUUUCUUCGUCGUUAUGUCUGCUCUUAUAGUAAUUGGUCUUAUAAAUGGUCUUAUUUUACUUCCAGUACUUUUAUCCUUAAUUGGACCCCGCUGCGAGAUCCAACCUAUAAGUGGUGGAAAAUAUUUACCUGUUCCUCCACCUUUUUCUCUAAAUAUUUGUAAGACAUUAAAAGGAAUCGAAUCGAAUCCAUCUAACCGUAUCGGAGGAGCUUUUGUCGAAAUGCAGGCAAGUUUUCCGAUUUUUUCCUCAAGGUUCUUAAAUUCACUGGCUGCACAUACUAGUUAA
Molecule: messenger RNA, 3852 nt
Organism: Dracunculus medinensis (Guinea worm)
Lineage: Eukaryota; Metazoa; Nematoda; Chromadorea; Rhabditida; Dracunculidae
Source: the annotation of a GenBank genome assembly